AUUUUCAAGAAAUGCGUGGCAUAUUAUUUCUCGGUUGCGUUUUCUCUUCAGCCUCAGGCUCCCUUCUGUUGAGAGUUCAGAAUAACGUAAUCCUUUUGCUCAGCCCCAGCGCAGGCGUACAUUGUGCUUGACAGCAGGGUUUCGCUGUGCUUGGGCUCUUGGCUCCAGAAAACAGCUGUACAGGAGGACCCACAAUGCAGCGCGAGUUCUUCUCUCAGUGUUCUAUUCUGGUACUAGUCUAUUAACCCAUAAUAAUGGUAGCAGGAUCGGAUUCUUGGACACCCCGAUGUGCAGUUUACUGAGACGCGGAGAAAGGGAAGCUGUAGCCAAGCCUCAAAAUGACCACCGGAUUCAGCUCCAACUCCUGCCGAUUCGCAGACUACUUCGUCAUCUGCGGGCUGGAUACCGAAACCGGGCUGGAGCCGGACGAACUCUCCGCAUUGUGCGAGUUUAUACAGGCUUCUAAAUUGAGAGAUGGGGCCGGACGAUUCACUGCGAGUGGCGAUGAAGGGGAGAAUUUUGAGCAGAGCCCUUUAAGGAGAACGUUUAAAUCCAAGGUGUUGGCUCACUACCCUGAGAAUGUGGAGUGGAGUCCUUUUGACCAAGAUGCUGUGGGAAUGCUCUGCAUGCCCAAAGGCCUUUCCUUCAGGACCCAGGCUGACAACAGAGACCCUCAGUUCCAUUCCUUCAUUAUCACCCGGGAGGAUGGCUCCAGGACUUACGGAUUUGCUCUCACCUUCUACGAGGAGGUCACCAGCAAACAGAUCUGCAGUGCCAUGCAGACCCUGUACCACAUGCACAACGCGGACCAGUAUGACAUCCUCCAUACCUCACCCACCACUGGGAAAGACAGCGCCAGCCACGGGACGCCCGUGACGAAACUGCAGCGCUUCAACUCCUACGACAUCAGCAGAGACACGCUGUACGUCUCCAAAUGCAUCUGCUUGAUUACGCCCAUGUCCUUCAUCCAGGCUUGCAGGAAAAUACUGCAACAACUCCACCAAGCUGUGACUUCCCCCCAGCCGCCCCCCCUGCCGCUGGAAAGCUACAUCUUUAACAUCCUCUACGAGGUUCCCCUGCCUCCCUCCGGCAGGUCUUUGAAAUUCUCCGGUGUAUACGGACCAAUUAUAUGCCAGAGGCCAAGCACCAGUGAACUGCCGCUCUUUGACUACCCUGUUAAUGAAGUGUUUGAGCUGUUGGGCGUGGAGAAUGUCAUACAGCUCUUCACCUGCGCGCUGCUGGAGAUCCAGAUACUACUGUAUUCCCAGCAUUACCAGAGAUUGAUGACGGUGGCGGAGAGCGUCACGGCUUUAAUGUUUCCAUUCCAGUGGCAGCACGUCUACGUUCCUAUUCUCCCUGCCUCACUCCUGCAUUUCCUGGAUGCCCCUGUACCUUACAUGAUGGGCCUGCACUCCAACGGACAUGACGACAGGUCCAAACUGGAGCUCCCCCAGGAGGCCAACCUGUGUUUUGUGGACGUUGAUAACCACUUCAUUGAACUGCCUGAAGACUUGCCGCAGUUUCCCAACAAACUGGAGUUUAUUCAAGAAAUCUCAGAGGUCUUGAUGGCAUUUGGAAUACCUCCAGAAGGGAACCUGCACUGCAGUGAAAGCGUCUCCAAGCUGAAAGGUUUCCGGUCCAGAGACCUUGCAUCUGACAAGCGCAAUGGGAACAUUGCAGGCUCCCCUAUGAACUCCUGCAGCCUGCUGAAGGAAAACAAGACCAUAGCCAGGCUACAGGCCCUAGUAAAAAGAACUGGUGUCAGCUUAGAAAAGCUCGAGCUGCGGGACGAGGAGGAGGCGAGCAGCAACAAGGACCUGAAAGUGCAGUGUGACGAGGAGGAGCUCCGGGCGCACCAGCUCAACAUCCAGCUGCGAGAGGUCUUUGCCAACCGAUUCACUCAGAUGUUUGCGGAUUACGAGGUGUUUGUGAUCCAGUCCAGUCAGGACAAGGAGUCCUGGUUCAGCAACAGGGAGCAGAUGCAAAACUUCGAUAAAGCCUCCUUCCUGUCUGAUCAGCCUGAGCCGUACCUGCCUUUCCUCUCCAGGUUCCUCGAGACGCAGAUGUUUGCUUCCUUUGUCGACAUGAAAAUCAUGGGCCAUGAUGACGAAGAUAAGGACCCCAUAAUGAGGGUCUUUGACUCGAGAGUGGAUAAGGUCCGCAUGCUGAACGUCCGGACUCCGACGCUGAGGACCUCAAUGUACCAGAAAUGCACAGCGAUAGAUGAAUCCGAAAAAGCCAUAGAAAUGAGGCUGGCAAAGAUUGAUCACACUGCGCUGCAUCCACAUCUGCUAGACAUGAAGAUUGGGCAGGGGAGAUACGAACAUGGAUUCUUCCCUAAACUGCAGUCCGAUGUACUGUCUGCAGGACCGACCAGCAACAAAUGGGCAAAGAGAAGCGCUCCUGCGCAGUGGAGGAGGAGGGACAGACAGAAGCAGCAUGCUGAACACCUGUACCUGGACAAUGAUCAGAGAGAGCAUGAGGAUAGCAUCAUCUCAGAGCCGCCAUUGCUGUUGCAUUUAGAAUGGGACUGGCAUGAGCAUCCUCUCAGGCCGUCGGUAAAAUCUGUGUCACAGUCUGAUCUGAAGUACAUUCAAGAAGCAAGAAACCUGGGAACUACAAUUCGCCAACCGAAGCUGUCCAACCUCUCCCCCUCUGUGAUUGCUCAGACCAACUGGAAGUUUGUGGAAGGGUUGCUGAAGGAGUGCAGAAACAAGACAAAGAGGAUGCUGGUUGAGAAAAUGGGUCGGGAGGCAGUGGAGCUGGGGCACGGGGAGGUCAAUAUCACAGGGGUGGAGGAGAACACACUCAUAGCCAGCCUGUGUGAUCUGCUGGAGAGGAUAUGGAGCCAUGGGCUGCAGGUCAAACAGGGUAAAUCUGCUUUGUGGUCCCACAUGUUGCAUUAUCAAGAAAGCAAAGAGAAAAAAGAAGCCACUUCAUUGGGCUUGUGUACCUCAGGCCUCAUUUAUAACCCUGAGAGGAGGAAAUCCGACACUGGGCUUGUAAUGCCACCGCUCAAGGUCUCGCUCAUAAAGGAUAUGAGGCACGUCCAGAAUAUCAGUGAGAUCAAAACUGACGUUGGCAAAGCCAGGGCCUGGGUCCGGCUCUCCAUGGAGAAGAAGCUGCUGUCCAGACACCUCAAACAGCUCCUCUCUGACCACGAGCUGACAAGGAAGCUCUACAAACGCUAUGCCUUCCUGCGCUGUGAUGAUGAGAAAGAGCAGUUCUUGUACCACCUCCUGUCGUUCAACGCGGUGGACUACUUCUGUUUCACCAAUGUCUUCACAACAGUCUUGAUCCCAUACCAUGUGCUAAUUAUUCCCAGCAAGAAGCUGGGAGGCUCCAUGUUUACAGCCAACCCCUGGAUCUGUAUCUCCGGAGAGCUUUCUGAGACGGGAGUCCUGCAGAUCCCCAAAAACAACCUGGAGAUGACCUUUGAGUGCCAAAACCUUGGGAAACUGACAACAAUACAGAUUGGACAUGAUAACUCAGGAAUCUAUGCUAAGUGGCUGGUAGAAUGGGUCGUGGUCAGAAAUGAAAUAACAGGACACGCAUACAAGUUUCCGUGUGGGAGGUGGCUUGGGAAGGGAGUGGACGAUGGAAGUCUGGAGAGAAUCCUGGUGGGAGAGCUCGUAACCCCCGGCACGGAGAGUGAUGAGCGGUUGUGCCGGACACCACCCCUGCAGCAGUCCCCCAGCAUGAUCAGGAGAUUCGUUACUAUAUCACCAAACAGCAAACCAAAGUUAAAUACAGGGCAGAUCCAGGAGUGUGUGGGUGAAGCGAUCAAUGGGAUUGUCAAGCAUUUCCACAAACCUGAGAAAGAGAGGGGCAGCCUAACACUGCUGCUGUGUGGGGAGUGUGGUCUGGUCUCAGCCUUGGAGCAGGUGUUUCAGCAUGGGUUCAAGUCUCCUCGGCUCUUCAAAAACGUCUUUAUUUGGGAUUUAUUAGAAAAAGCACAGGUAUAUUUUGAGAGUCUUGAUCAGCAGGAAAUGAACCAAGAUGAGAACUGGCAGACGAGAGCAAGAAACUUCUGUCGAUUCAUGGGUGCCAUUAACAGAACCCCAAGGAGCAUUGGGAAGGAUGGCAAGUUUCAGCUGUUGGUGUGCCUAGGAGCCAGGGAUCACCUGUUGCACCACUGGAUUGCACUUCUCGCUGACUGCCCAAUCACUGCACAGAUGUAUGAGGACAUGGCUCUGAUAAAAGACCACACUCUUGUGAACUCCCUUAUCAGGGUGCUACAAACAUUGCAGGAGUUUAACAUCACUUUGGAGUCUUCUCUGGUCAAAGGGAUAUGUAUCUAGGGGGGCGUGGCUACACCAAGCAUGUCAACCAGUGCGAACCAUGGGGAAUCCUUCAAAUAGAGUUACAUUUUUUUUGUCAUGCAAGAGAGACUUCAACGAAGGACUUUUUCUUAAAGCUACGUUAUUUUUUGCCACAUAUAAAGUGCAAUGAGCCUUUUAAAAUGCAUGUUUGUCUUGAAACAUGCCAAGCUGUUAUAAGCUUUUUAUUUUGUGCUCUUUUAUGUUUACCAGUAGCUUCUGUUUUUGUGAAUUGAUGAUAACAGCUGUGUUGAAACGCAAUGUUAAUAUAUGUUAAAAAAAGAACAGUAUUAUUUUGAUAUGUUUGACCAGGUGCACUAAUGUUGAAACUACGUUCCAAGUUUAACAGUCGCAGUCAGAAAGCUGAGCUCUAAGCAAACCAGUUAGAAGUAUACUUUAUAAGUACUAAUGAUGAGGGGAUAGGAUUUUAAAUUUAUACAAAUAAAAAUUGAAAAAUAGUUUUAUAUACCUUCCAAUAUAAAUGCACGGAUCUAAUGAGUUUUCAAAAUAAUUUCAGUGACCAUCGUAUCUUAUUAAAAUUUCUUAUUUUCUUUAAAAUAUAUUCAUCAAAAAAACUAGAUUGAAAUCGUUGUAAAGUGUUUUCUUCGCUUUGGUCACAAUUUGCAUGGUAUAAUUUAAUAAGGGAAAAACAAUGUGUUUGUGGGAACCCCUUGGUGUAAAAGUACACUGUUAUUUUUGUAAUAUGUUUACUGUACAGAUACCUAACCCAUUCAUUUUUCUUCUGAAAUGACUAUUUUCUGAUUCAUACACAAUACAAAAAGCAUUCAAAAGAGGAUUUGGUUCAACUUUUUUUUUUUAAAUGAGUUGUUUUUGGUGAGUUUUCUGUUCACUUCACAGUUCUCAAGCUCAUCCAAAUUUCUGUUUGUAUUCCAUGUUUCCGAACUUUUGAAUUGUGACAUAUUUCACCGACUUUCCCAGUAUUUUAGGUCUAGGCCUUAAAUCUGAUUGCUGCUUGUUGCCAUUUUGCAGACCACACUCAUGGAGAUAUGUAAUAUAAAAUGAUGAAUAGAUGAUAGCCUUCAAAAAGUGUUUAUAUUCUUUAAAAAAAAAUGUACUUACAUAAUUUAUGUCCUGUAAAUAUUUGAGUUAGAGCAGAAGGCAACCUCUGUGACUGUGUUUCAUGUGGCUGCGUUUGUCAAUACAUUUAUAAAGAGACAUGCAGGAUUAUUAUUCAAACCUGAGCCUUUUGCUUCCCAUUCUAGUACUUUAAAUGCUGGGAUAUGAUGCCCUGGCAAAUUAUUAAGCUAUGUAUUCAGUAUGGGCCCAUUCUCACUUGGAUUAAAUGCCAUUUAUGCGCUGGAAGAAGACCUUACAUGCCCAUAUAUGGAAUUGUAUUUACAAUAUGGGCAUGUAAUCCCUGCUUCUAGCGUGUAAACCAAGCCAGAAUAGACCCCUAUGUGAAUAUCUACAUUAUAUAUACUGUCAAGGUGCUGAAGGAAAACUCCAUCAAAACUAUGCCCCCUAUAGGAUUGUCACUGUCUGUGCUAUGCAAUACAGUUUAAAGACAAACUUGUUUUUUUUUAUGUUAGAAAUAAAUGCUUGGAUAAUGCUGCUAUUCCAUCUGCCUUCAAAUGGCAGAUAUUGUACCAGCUUAAACGAUAAGCCAACUGGAGCAUUUCUUAUUGUUAUGUUAUUUUUGUAUGUAUGUCUUUCGCCUAAUGAAGCUAUGUCCUGUACUGUAAUAUAUGACGUGGUUUAUUGUGUACAGUGUAUAAAAUGUAAUACAAUUUUAAAAAACAAACAAAAAAUGGAUGAUAAUGUCUGUAUGUAAAACUGUAUUGUAUAUUUUUACAUGAUGAACUUGCUCUAGACGUGCUGUAGAUUGCAACUAACAAUGUUACCUGGGGAGUGGUUUUAUAGAAGGAGAUAUUUUUUAUCUUUUAGCUACUCUGGGUUCUGUCAAUAUUAUUAAUGAACUGUAACUCUGUGCUAUAGAGAUGGUCUUCAGUAGUUACACAUGUACUUUACACUUUCCUUAUAAAUAAACGGUAAA
Messenger RNA from Polyodon spathula (Mississippi paddlefish), 6333 nucleotides. Its product is annotated as DENN domain-containing protein 5A. The transcript is spliced from 24 exons. The coding region runs from base 339 to 4301 and encodes 1320 amino acids. Gene Ontology annotation, molecular function: guanyl-nucleotide exchange factor activity; small GTPase binding. The record is from RefSeq and is a predicted model, not a curated record. NCBI's taxonomy places the organism in Eukaryota, Metazoa, Chordata, Actinopteri, Acipenseriformes, Polyodontidae.